Messenger RNA from Molossus molossus (Pallas's mastiff bat), 3355 nucleotides. RefSeq names its product Rho guanine nucleotide exchange factor 1 (gene ARHGEF1). Gene Ontology annotation, cellular component: cytoplasm. Bases 75 to 3002 code for a protein of 975 amino acids. Gene Ontology annotation, molecular function: guanyl-nucleotide exchange factor activity; G protein-coupled receptor binding; GTPase activator activity. NCBI's taxonomy places the organism in Eukaryota, Metazoa, Chordata, Mammalia, Chiroptera, Molossidae. The transcript is spliced from 31 exons. The record is from RefSeq and is a predicted model, not a curated record. Gene Ontology annotation, biological process: G protein-coupled receptor signaling pathway.
GCCGGGAUCGCCGAGCCCGACCUCGGGCGCCCCGCCGGUCACCUCCCCGCGCGGACACCAGCCCUGCAGAGCCCAUGGAGGCAGACAGCGUCCUGGCCAGAGGGGCGGCCCCAGGGCCCCCCCGACCUGGCCUGGUGCCCAUCAGCAUCAUUGGGGCUGAGGAUGAGGAUUUUGAGAACGAACUGGAGACGAACUCAGAGGAGCAAAACAGCCAGUUCCAGAGCCUGGAGCAGGUGAAGCGACGCCCAGCCCACCUGAUGGCCCUCCUGCAGCACGUGGCCCUGCAGUUCGAGCCAGGACCCCUGCUCUGCUGCCUGCACGCGGACAUGCUGGGCUCACUGGGCCCCAAAGAGGCCAAGAAGGCCUUCCUCGACUUCUACCACAGCUUCCUGGACAAGACCGCGAUUCUGCGGGUGCCUGUGCCUCCCACGGUCGCCUUUGAACUGGACCGCACACGGCCUGACCUCAUCUCCGAGGACAUCCAGCGGCAGUUCGUGCAGGAGGUGAUGCAGAACCAGCAGGCCGCCGUCAGCCGGCAGCUGGAGGACUUCCGCUCCAAGCGGCUCAUGGGCAUGACACCCUGGGAGCAGGAGCUGGCCCAGCUGGAGGCCUGGGUGGGGCGGGACCGCGCCAGCUUCGAGGCCCGGGAGCGGCACGUGGCAGAGCGGCUGCUGGCCCACCUGGAGGAGAUGCAACACACCAUCUCUGCCGACGAAGAAAAAAGUGCCGCCGUGGUCAGCGCCAUCAGCCUGUACAUGCGCCAUCUUGGGGUGCGGACCAAGAGCGGGGACAAGAAGUCGGGGAGGAAUUUCUUCCGGAAAAAGGUGAUGGGGAACCGGCGGUCAGACGAGCCGACCAAGACCAAGAAAGGACUGAGCAGCUUCCUGGACGCUGCCCGGUGGAACCGGGGAGAGCCACCGGCCCCAGAUUUUCGACACCUCAAAGUGGAGGCUGAAGCUGAGAAGCCUGGCCUCACAGACCGGAAGGGAGGCCUGGGGGUGCCCUCCCGGGACCGUAAUGUCGGGGCCCCUGGACAAGACUCCCCCGGAGUGUCACUGCAUCCUCUGUCUGGGGACAGCCCUGACCGGGAACCGGGUGUUGAUGCCUCACCGGAGCUGGGGGACCCACCCCUGCAGGGCCCAGCCAGCCUGGAGCCCCCGGCGCCCCUGGAGAGCACCGAGGAGGGUCCUGAUACCGAGAGAAGGUGGAAGAGGCUAUCGGGGCGUCUGGGGCGCUCGGAGAGCCUGCGGGUGAGUGACCGCCGCCGGCCUUCCCGGGGCAGCCUCGGGGCUAAGGGCCGGGGUGGGGGCCGCUCCCGAAGCGACGUGGACAUGGACCCCAGCUCUGCCACGGCCGUGCUUGGCCCUGCCCGACGAGCCACCCCCGAGCCUGGAGAUGAGGGGGAGCCGGGACGGUCAGGACUAGAGCUGGAACCAGAAGAACCCCCCGGCUGGCGGGAGCUCGUCCCCCCAGGCACCUUGCACAGCCUGCCCAAGAGCCAGGUGAAGCGGCAAGAGGUCAUUAGCGAGUUGCUGGUGACGGAAGCCGCCCACGUGCGCAUGCUGCGGGUGCUGCACGACCUCUUCUACCAGCCCAUGGCCGACGGCGGCUUCUUCCCCCUCGAGGAGCUGCAGAACAUCUUCCCCAGCCUGGACGAGCUCAUCGAGGUGCACUCCCUGUUCCUGGAUCGCCUGAUGAAGCGGAGGCAUGAGAGCGGCUACCUCAUCGAGGAGAUCGGAGAUGUGCUGCUGGCCCGGUUUGAUGGUGCCGAGGGCUCCUGGUUCCAGAAAAUCUCCUCCCGCUUCUGCAGCCGCCAGUCGUUUGCCUUAGAGCAGCUGAAAGCCAAGCAGCGCAAGGAGCCUCGUUUCUGCGCCUUCGUGCAGGAGGCCGAGAGCCGCCCACGGUGCCGCCGCCUGCAGCUGAAGGACAUGAUCCCUACGGAGAUGCAGCGGCUGACCAAGUACCCCCUGCUCCUGCAGAGCAUCGGGCAGAACACAGAAGAGCCCGCGGAACGGGAGAAAGUGGAGCUGGCGGCCGAGUGCUGCCGGGAGAUUCUGCACCACGUCAACCAGGCCGUGCGGGACAUGGAGGACCUGCUGCGGCUGAAGGAUUAUCAGAGGCGCCUGGACUUGUCCCACCUGCGGCAGAGCAGUGACCCCAUGCUGAGCGAGUUCAAGAACCUGGACAUCACUAAGAAGAAGCUGGUCCACGAAGGCCCACUGACGUGGCGGGUGACAAAGGACAAGGCUGUGGAGGUGCACGUGCUGCUGCUGGACGACCUGCUGCUGCUGCUCCAGCGCCAGGAUGAGCGGCUGCUGCUCAAGUCGCACAGCCGGACACUGACGCCCACGCCCGACGGCAAGACCAUGCUGCGGCCCGUGCUGCGGCUCACCUCUGCCAUGACCCGCGAGGUGGCCACCGAUCACAAAGCCUUCUAUGUUAUUUUUACCUGGGACCAGGAAGCCCAGAUAUACGAGCUGGUGGCACAGACCGUGUCGGAGCGGAAGAACUGGUGUGCCCUGAUCACCGAGACCGCCGGAUCCCUGAAGGUCCCUGCCCCUGCCUCCCGCCCCAAACCCCGGCCGAGCCCAAGCAGCACCCGGGAACCCCUGCUCAGCAGCUCUGAGAAUGGCAACGGUGGCAGCCGAGAGAUGCCAGCAGCUGAUGGCCGGAUCGAGAGGACCCUCAGCGCCCUCCUGCCCUUCUGCAGGCCUGGCCCCGAGGGCCAGCUUGCCGCCAGAGCCCUUCAGAAAGUGCUGUCCCUGAAGCAGCUCCUGCUCCCCUCAGAGGAAGACAGUGGGGCCGGACCUCCCCGUGAAGGGGAUGGAGUCCCGGGGGGCGGCCCCCGGAGCCCCACACAGACCCAGGAAAUCCGAGAGGAGCUACUCAGCCUGGAGGAGACCAUUAAACAGCUGGAGGAGGUGGAGGAGGAGUUUUGUCGCCUGCGACUCAUCUUGUCUCAGCUCGGGGAGAACACUGUCCCCCAGUCUGGCUGUACCUGAGGCCCCCUGCCCCAGGCAGGCCUUCUGCAAGAUGGAGAGGAGGUGAGGACCACCCACCACCACUGCACAGCUGCCGCAGCAUCUGCAACCCCGAGGCCCCAAGGAGAGGGAGCCGGGCUUUCGGGGCCACGUCUGAGAGUGUCCAGCUGGGAUCACUGCCUCCCCCCAACCUCCCGUCGGCCUUGGCCUUCUGCUUGGGGGACUCAGGGCAUCAUUCCUGGGGGCACCACAGUGAUCACCAUUUCCCAGGCCAUCUCAGUAUUGCCGGGGGGGCCACCCUCCAUCCCCCACCCCUAAGUGCCUUUGCUCUGUUUUAUAUCCUGAAUUGGAAGUUUAUUUUUUAAUAUAUAGUA